CCUCGCUACAAUAUACACCAUGGCCACUCCGAACCCUCUCGAGCAUACUCACUCCCGCGGCGCGCCCCCCGACCCCUCGGCCAAGACGUUCCACAUUGGCGGCAUCCUUACCACCGUCUACGGCCUCGACGAACUGCCCCCGCAAUGCUCGUCGCUCGCCUGUCUCUGGCUGCUGCACCCGCGCCUCCAAACCCAGGCCUGCAUGGCGCCCCUCGCCGCCCAGACCAUUGCCGCGUGGAACGCCCGUGGGACCUCCAAGGGAUUGCUGGCCGUGAGCUUCGACCAGCGCAAUCACGGCACCAGGCAGGUCGAUGAGCUCGCCAACGAGGCCUGGCGCCAGGGGAACCCGAGACAUGCUCAGGACAUGUUUUCUAUUUAUCACGGCACCGCCCUUGACUGCGCGCAGCUCCUUUCCUACCUCCCCGCCUACAUCUUCCCCGCCGGCCAGCCGCACCCCGUCGUCAACCAGCACCUCGCCCUCGGCAUCUCGCUCGGCGGCCACUCCACCUGGCACUGCCUGCUGCAGGACCCGCGCAUCACCGCCGGCGUUUCCGUCAUCGGCUGUCCGGACUACACGGCGCUCAUGUCGCAGCGGGCCGAAAAGUCCAAAUUGACCUCCUGGACCUCUUCUGAUCCUCCCGGCUCCCGCUUCCUUGGCUCGCACGACUUCCCUCCGGCCCUGGUCGAUGCCGUCGCCCAGUGGGAUCCCGCCGGCCUGCUGAUGCGCGCCCUCGAGAACUCAGCUGCGCCCACCGAUGCCGAGAAGAGCAAACUAGACGCUUUGCUGCGGAGCCAUUUGCGCGGGAAGAGGAUUCUCUGCUUGUCGGGUGGUGCAGACAAGCUUGUUCCCUACGCUUGCGGCAAGGACUUCUUGGACUUUUUGAAAAAGUUCAUCAAGGAGGAUGAAGCUCUGGGCCUCGUGUUGGAAGACCUCGUGUACGAGGGCGUCGGACACGAGAUGACACCCGCCAUGUCCAAGCGUGCAGUCGAUUUCAUUUGCGAGACCCUGGCUGCAGAAAGACCUGUGGUUUCGGCGGUGAAAGAGUCAAAGAUCUAGACGACGCCUUCCAACGAUGGGUUUGUCAGCAUCAGAGCACUAAUCGCAUGCACGGACUCAAGCUAUAAGGAACUGUAAAAAGGGAUGGAUACAAGGAUACCCCUGAGUACCCUGAAGAGCGACAUCCGGGAUGGUUGCAGAACAACCGCUUUUGCCAAGAACUUCAACACAUACUCGUGGGCUAUAGGCAUCUGUGCAACGUCAUGGUAGGUAUACAACGGUAUGUUAAGCCUUCCCCGCAUACAAUCCCUGUCAAUCUUCAAAAAAGCUACGAUAGACCCAAUUCCAGAUCUAUUCAUGAAAAUACAAGGGAUGUGCUAUGAACUUCCAGUACUGCGUACACAUUCUCUCCAUAAUUGACUUUGUUCCAGUGUGCCGACACUUUACCGUGCUUCUAUGUAUAUAACGUAUACAUGAACAGAAUGUAU
Aplosporella prunicola CBS 121167 is the source of this 1485-nucleotide messenger RNA. RefSeq lists its product as uncharacterized. The transcript is spliced from 2 exons. The record is from RefSeq and is a predicted model, not a curated record. The coding region runs from base 20 to 1057 and encodes 345 amino acids. Lineage: Eukaryota; Fungi; Ascomycota; Dothideomycetes; Botryosphaeriales; Aplosporellaceae.